AUGAAAAAAGCAUACCUGAAGUUGAAGGAGAUCGGAAAAACCGAGGAGAUUACAGAGAGAAGGGACGUCAGACUCAGACGCUACAGUGGAUGGAAGGAAAAAGAUGAUAGAGACAAAUGCAGAACCAAGACAUAUAAAUUGGUGGUGAUGGGCCCCAGUUGUGUGGGCAAGAGCGCACUGACCAUUCGGCUUAUUAAGAAUCGAUUUGUGGCAGAAUAUGACCCUACCAUCGAAGACUCCUACCGUAAGCAAAUGGUGGUGGACAAAGAGCCGUGCCAGCUGGACAUCCUCGACACCACGGGCAUUGAAGAGUAUCGCCCUCUGAGGGACCAGUUCAUACACUGGGGGGAGGGCUUCCUCUUUGUCUAUGCAGUGAAUGACUUCAACUCUUUUAAGAAUGUGAAUGUCUUCUGGGACCAUCUGAGGAGGCUCAAGGACACCAACCACAUACCCAUGGUGUUGGUGGCCAACAAAGUAGACAUGGCCAACAGGAUGGUGGACCCCACACUGGGCAAGGUGGUGGCCAGGAGCUUUGGGGUCCCUUUCGUGGAGACAUCAGCCAAGACUGGGCAAGGUGUGGAGCAAGCCUUCCACGAGCUGGUUCGCGAAAUUCGACGGAUACAAGCUGAGGAGAAGGAGCUCAAGAAUCUCCCUACUACUAAGAAGAGGCAGGCCUGCGUGUUCAAGCAUUGCACAAUCCUGUGA
This is a messenger RNA of Antechinus flavipes (yellow-footed antechinus), 705 nucleotides long. Its product is annotated as ras-like protein. Gene Ontology annotation, biological process: Ras protein signal transduction. Gene Ontology annotation, cellular component: plasma membrane. The transcript has 2 exons. Bases 1 to 705 code for a protein of 234 amino acids. Gene Ontology annotation, molecular function: GTPase activity; GDP binding; GTP binding. The record is from RefSeq and is a predicted model, not a curated record. Lineage: Eukaryota; Metazoa; Chordata; Mammalia; Dasyuromorphia; Dasyuridae.